GAGAGCAGUGAACUGUGAUUUUGGAAAUAGUUGUGGGUGUCCAUAUCAGAAGUGAAAAUCGUCUAGUAAAAUGUAUCGCUACCAAUAUAAUUAAUCGUCUUUACAAGGUCAAACAGAAAGGCUUGUGGUCGCCAAGGGGAACCAUCGACCAAUCCAUAUUGGAGAUAAAGACCGGCUCCUAUUUGCGCUCUGCAUCUGAAAACGACAAUUCUCCAUUGCCAUGAUAACUCAUGCGAAUUUUUCAUGGGGAGUAGUCGACUAUCGGCGUGAUGAUGGCUACGCUAUUCAGGGCCGCGGAGACAGAAUGAAACCGCUCAGCCGAACGCUUUCAUGAAGAGAUUGGCUGUUGGAGACUUCAUCAGAACAUGCCAUGCAAGACAGCAUAUCAACGAUUCACCAUAACAUGACAUGGAUAAACAUCCGUGGUUCAUAAUUAAUCAACCAAACGCGCACCUGUUCGGGAAGAAUCGUGGAGUGUUGCCAUCGGUCUGAGCAAUGGCCGCUCCAAGAAGAAUUCAUCUCACCGCCCUCUCAAGCAAUGCACACGUUCCUCUUCCCACCGUCCCCAAUGCCAGUGACCAAGCUGUCAACCAAGGUUUACCUGCGCCGACGCCAGCGGUUGGAUCGCCCCCACCCGCGCAUCCUGCAACGAGAGUGGAAUUAAAACUCUUCGAGUCGGACGAACAAUGCUGCCCGGAGUUUAGCUACCCAGAUUUAAUCAGCGCAAAAGAAACCACUGAAAAAAAGAAACCACAAACAUUAGAAGAGGUGACGGAGGGCAAGGAGAGAGAUGAACUGGAGGCACUUGCAAAAAAGUUUGAAGCAAAAUAUGGUGGAGCUGGCAAAAUAAAAAAAGACAGAUUACAGGACCUGGUGGAUAUGGGCUUUGGUUAUGAUGAAUCUGAUUCAUUUAUUGACAACUCUGAGGCUUAUGAUGAGCUCGUCCCAGCUUGUCUCACCACCAGAUAUGGAGGUUUCUACAUCAACUCUGGAACUCUGCAGUUCCGGCCAGUCUCCGAUGAGGAAGAGGAGAACGAGAAUGAUUUUGAGAACAAUGGUUUUAAACCUAAGAAAAGGAAGCUUAAGCAAGGAAAUCCCAAGAAAAUUGGGAAGAAAAAGAGAGAGGAAGACAUGCUUGCUAAAAAGGAAGCGGGGGAAGCCAAAAAGAGUACCCCACCAAACAAAUCAUCUGCAAAGAAGAAGAAAAACAAGAAACCGCAAAGUAUCGAUAAGAUGCUGAAGAAGUUCCAUAAGGAAAAGCUUCAGCAGCUGCAGAUGUUCAACGCUACAGAGAGAGAUUUGCAUGCUCUCAGUGACACUGGUCUCAUUAUACAAGCUAAGGUUAAAGAACCGCCCAUAUCAGCCGACCCUCUUCUCACACUCAUUGGUUCUGCCAGUGCAGAUGACCUCCUUCAAGCAGUCAAAGCAGCAGAGCAAGACUUUGACUUAGAUGGACUAUUGGGGGAGCCGCAGAACAUCGGCUCUCCAAUCUUCGAAGAUAACAGAGAUGCUCUGGUAGUGCCCGUCGAUGAGAAACCCCACACAUUACUUCCCGAUGGCCUGCCACCUACACUAGAGCAACACAUUAAAGAAUUUUCACAGGCUGUCAAGAAAAUUGAAGGACAAAACAAGAUGGAGAUUUUGUCUUCAGAGCUCAAAAGUGUUCUUCUAGAUGUGGAGGUGAACUCUAAACAGCUUAGUGGGAAAGUACGAUCCACAAUCUUCUCAUACUUGGCAUCACAGAUGUCCUGCAGCAAAGGCACUCUGGUCAAAAGAGCCAAAAAACUCCACAGUCUCCAACAGGAUAAACAGCUGCGGGAGCUGCUGAAGAAGCUGGAGAAUGCGGUUGGCAGGUCCAUGCCUGAACAGAUCACCCGUUUCCAGAAUCACUGCCAAGCUUAUUCUGAAGCCAGAGCUGCCAAACUCGAGGCUGAGAAAGAGAGGGUAAUUGAUGGUUCUGAUGAAGAAGAAGAGGAGAGGAGUGGAAAACGAGUGUUUGGGCCUCGCAAGAGGUUCAGAUGGAAUGAAGAGAUCAGGGAGUUGCUCUUUGAGAUUGUGAAUUUGAAGAUGAUUAUUUAUGACUCAGAGUCGCCUACAUGCUCUAGUUUGGAAGAGUAUCUGAAAGGAUUCCUAGAAGCUGAUGUUAAACCACUUUGGCCUAAAGGAUGGAUGCAAUCUAGGAUUCUGCUUAUAGAAAGCCGAAAAGCACAUGGCCAUAUCACUGGUGUUGUGGCAAGGAAGAAGCCAAUGGGUACAACAAAACUAAAAAAGUUCAGCGCCAUCCCUGAGGACAGUAAGAAUAACCCAGAAACUCAGGGUCCACCAGCACUGAAACGCAAGCGUCUGAGUGUACCUGCGAGCAUGCAACCUGAAGCCACACUGAGCACCACUGCCAAAACGCCAUCAAACACACAAACCUCUGCCACUUUUUCCACCCACCCAUCUAAUCAGAGUCACAAGGAAGGUAACAAGAUUGAGAACCAUCAUACCAGCACUCAGAGAAGUCCGGUGACCGCAGAGGGGGCUGGAUCAGUCCAGAUGAUGUGGACCAAGUCUGCUAUGGAUUCAGAUUCAAAGCGGCUCCAGGUUGGAGAGAGGGCGGCUCCAAAACUGACUCUGGUGGCGCCACCGUCAGAUGGUGCUCAGGGUGACUGUCCAUCGGUGGUGCAGGGAGUGGCCAGACUGCUCACUACCACCUCAGUGGGCGACACCCCUGUUUCUAUGGCAGCAGCAGCUGGUGAAAUCUCCCGUGGGAACCCAGCACUUCCCACCCCUUCUCUAUCACUCCUUCCGUCCUCCUACCCCACCACAGUACAGCCGGGGGUCUUACCGAGCUUUGCCCCCCUGCAUGCUCUCCCAUUCCCUGGGCUCAGCCCUGGCACCAAACUCCCUGGACAACCUCAGGCCUGCAAAGGAGCUGUUUUUCCUGGCCCAGCACCUGGAACUUUCCAGCAUGGUCUGGCACACGGUAACUCCAUGCUGUGCUCUAGCACAGUUCAUCUUCUGUCUGUCCCUGUUUCUUCUCCUGCUCCUCUUCAUUCUUUAACACCAUGGCUCUUUGGUUUAGAUGGAAGCCAGAUCCACACAGAUGGACUAAAUGCUCGGAGAAAACACCAUUAAUGGCCAUUAGGAUGAAACAAAAGCCAGCUGUUACCUACAGCAAAAUUUGCCACUUUUCCUAAGAUCAUGAAGAUGGAGCUGAUAUGAUUGAACAUGGAUUUGAAUUCUAAUUAAAAGAGCAGAUUAGGAGACAUUUUGUUUGUAUAUUUUAGAAAUCAAAACUCAACUGAUCAAGAAUGGGAAUAAGGAUUAUAAUGUAAUUAUUUUGUUUUUCACAGUAAUGAGAUUAUAAUUUGGAUGAUAUGACCAGCCAUGUGAACUCAGUGCAGUGAAGUGCACUUGUAAUGCACUUACUUUAAGGCAGAUACUUGAGUGAAUUUGUCUGUUGUUACCUUUUCAAUUGCCAUUUCUCUCUCUCAGAGGUGAUCUACCAGUGAGGUUCCACAAUCCAAACAUUUAUGAAAUGAAACGAACAACAAUAAAUUCCAGGUGUUGUGGGAUUUCACACUACAGCAUUAUUUUUAAGAACAUGUUUGCAAUGAAAAUGUAAAGUAACUCUGAAUCUGUUGUACUAGUCAAAGGCAGAGAUUGCACUUUUUCUUGUUUUGUUGUUGUUGGACUGGAUAAUUAAAAUGAUGCCAGUGUUAUGAUCUCAGGGCUGUUAAGUACAAUGGCUGAGUUAUUGAGUAAUGCUGCAAAAUAUGUAGAGAACAUGAACCUGCUUUUUUUUUGAACAUACUGAAAAAUUACUUUGAAAAAAAAUAUUUGAAGGUAAUGUGGAAAAUAAAGUUUCCUAAAAUAUUA
This is a messenger RNA of Cyprinus carpio (common carp), 3864 nucleotides long. Its product is annotated as ubinuclein-1-like. Lineage: Eukaryota; Metazoa; Chordata; Actinopteri; Cypriniformes; Cyprinidae. Gene Ontology annotation, cellular component: nucleus. The record is from RefSeq and is a predicted model, not a curated record. Bases 496 to 3120 code for a protein of 874 amino acids. The transcript is spliced from 18 exons.